Molecule: messenger RNA, 1875 nt
Organism: Penicillium diatomitis
Lineage: Eukaryota; Fungi; Ascomycota; Eurotiomycetes; Eurotiales; Aspergillaceae
Product: putative AP-3 adaptor complex subunit mu
Exons: 3
Coding region: 1-1875 (624 amino acids)
Biological process (GO): intracellular protein transport; endocytosis
Cellular component (GO): clathrin adaptor complex; cytoplasmic vesicle
Source: RefSeq, a predicted model, not a curated record
AUGAGUGGCGAGAUUGAUGCUCUUUACAUAUUUGACGAGCAUAACGCCCCCCUCGUUGAGCAUGUCUACCGAUCCCGCCCGCCAUCGGCCGCGGCCAUCCUGCCCCUCUAUCUUGCUCAUGCUGCCCCACGUCCUUCAUUAAUAUAUCUUCCUGGAACAACACCUCCGGUGACGGUCUUCUCUACCGUACAGUCCAAUCUCUUAUUUCUGGCAUUAUCUGAGGUGGACACAGAGCCCCUUCUGGUUCUAGAGUUCCUUCAUCGGGUUGUUGACAUCCUCGAGGAAUUCGUCGGCGCGCCCUUGCUCUCGAGCAAGAUCCAGGCGAACUACGAGGUCGUUGCGCAGUUACUUCAUGAAAUCUGCGAUGGAGGAAUAGUCUGCAGUACAGAACCCAAUGUUCUCCAAGAAGUUGUGGAGGUGCCCGGGUGGAUGGGGAAGCUCUUGGGUGGGAUCAAUGUGCCCGGCUCCUCUACACCGACAAUUGGAAGUACAAAUCCUCUCAAACAAUCCUUAGCUGCAGCCAAUGCGUCCCAAGGUCCCGCAAUACCCUGGCGGCGCUCCGGCGUUCGGCACACCUCCAAUGAGCUUUACGUCGAUAUUAUCGAGUCUCUAUCCGUCACAGUGGCUCCCUCGGGUCGAGUACUCUCCGCGAUAGCGUCCGGAACGAUCGCUUUCACUGCGAAGAUAUCUGGGGUCCCGGAUCUUCUGCUUUCAUUAUCGACCCCGGGGGGCCAACAAUCACUCGCACGCAAGCUUGAACUGCCAGUAUUCCAUCCUUGUGUGCGACUUGCACGUUGGCGGGAGCGACCAGGCGAGCUGAGCUUUGUACCUCCCGAUGGGCGAUUUAUACUCGCAGGAUACGAAGUUGAUUUAUUGCCAAUCGAGUCCGGUCUUGACCAAGCACCGAGCCACAUGGAGAAGCUCUUCCUCCCCGCGCUUGUCGAUAUCCGCAAGUCAUUAGGUUCUACUGGAGCCGACUUUGAGGUUCGUCUAACUCUGAACACAAAUUUUCCGGGCCAGACUUCUGCCUCUCGGUCGACGGCCUCUCGUGGAGGGUCUGGUACCUCGACUCCAUCGUUCCUCGGGGGUAGUAGCGGGACGUCUUCUGGGCCGGUCCUGGAGGAAGUUGUAGUCACGGUGCCUAUCUCUAAGUCUGUACGACACAUCACUGACAUGCAGGCCAGUCGCGGUGAUGCACAAUUCACCCACGCCACUGGUCUGCUGGAAUGGCGAGUGCCGACGGGUAAAGAUGCCGGGACCAUCACGGGGACCGCUACCCUACGCUGUACGGUCUCUGGAUAUCCCUCACCCGACGAAGAAUUGGAUGAUAGUUUGGAGGAUGAAGAUGCGGAUACAAAUCUUCUGCAAGGGUACUAUGAGGCACCAGCUUCAUAUGACCUGACCACAAGCAGAAGCGGCAAGGCACGAGACCCGUCCAAAGGAAAGAAGAAAAAGAAGAAGAAGUCGUCGAGCAAAAAGUCCCGUGUCACUGAAGAGACCGGCGAGACCCCUGCUGAUGAUGGGUCGGAAGAAAUCCCUGAAGCCAAGACGGCUGCCCGCCACUCCUCCAACCAACAAAUCGCACAAACUCUUGCGCCUACGAAUUCGUCAACACAGCUCCCGUCCUUCUUCACACCCGCCUCGUCUACGCACCGUUCCGCCCCGCGACGGACAAAAGCCCAAAUCAACGCCAGUCUGAUGCCGAAUUCGGCGUCCGUCUCUUUUGCUGUGCGCGGUUGGCUCCCAUCUGGCAUCAAGGUCGAGAGCCUCACGGUCGACCAGCGGCGCAGCCGUGGACUUGGUGAGAGUGUGAAGCCCUACAAGGGGGUGAAAUAUCUUUGUAUCAGCAAGCGCGGUGUGGAGCGGCGAUGUUGA